Gossypium raimondii (Peruvian cotton) is the source of this 1427-nucleotide messenger RNA. RefSeq names its product homocysteine S-methyltransferase 2. The record is from RefSeq and is a predicted model, not a curated record. The coding region runs from base 131 to 1168 and encodes 345 amino acids. The transcript is spliced from 8 exons. Gene Ontology annotation, molecular function: zinc ion binding; S-adenosylmethionine-homocysteine S-methyltransferase activity. Gene Ontology annotation, biological process: S-methylmethionine cycle. NCBI's taxonomy places the organism in Eukaryota, Viridiplantae, Streptophyta, Magnoliopsida, Malvales, Malvaceae.
GGCGAGAUAUAGUUAGAAGUGUGUCAUCCAUCCAGUUGUUCUUAAGUUCCAACCAAAAGCAAACAGCAAAAGAGAGAGGGCGAGGCGGCGACCGCAUUUAACGCUUAUCCCCUUCUAAUUUAGAAAAGAAAUGGAGACUUUCAACAUCCCGGCGACGCCGUCAUUGAUGAAGGAGUUCCUCCGCCAGAUGGGAGGCACCGCUGUUAUUGACGGUGGACUGGCGACCGUGCUGGAACUCCACGGUGCUGACCUAAACGAUCCCCUCUGGAGUGCCAAAUGCCUCCUCACUUCUCCUCACCUUAUUCGCUCCGUACACCUUGAUUACCUUGAAGCUGGUGCAGAUAUUAUUAUCACAGCAUCCUAUCAGGCCACAAUUCAGGGGUUUGAAGCAAAAGGCUUUUCUAGAGAACAAAGUGAAAACUUGCUUAAAAAAAGUGUGGAUAUUGCCCUAGAGGCAAGGCGUAUAUAUUAUGAAAGAUGGAGUAAAAGUUCUAGUGGUGGAACAGGAGAUGGUAGGAUACUAAAAAACCGUCCAAUCUUGGUUGCAGCAUCUGUAGGCAGCUAUGGGGCUUAUCUGGCUGACGGUUCUGAGUACAGUGGGUGCUAUGGUGAGGCAAUGACAGUAAAUGCUUUGAAAGAAUUUCAUCGAAGAAGGGUUCAGGUCCUGGCCGAAGCAGGUCCUGACAUAAUAGCAUUUGAAACAGUUCCGAACAAGAUAGAAGCUCAGGCUUUUGCUGAACUCUUAGAGGAAGAACACAUAAAGAUUCCUGCAUGGUUAACUUUCAACUCAAAAGAUGGCGUCAAUGUAGUUAGCGGCGAUUCUUUGCUUCAGUGUGCAUCAAUUGCUGAAUCUUGCAAGCAAGUUGUUGCUGUUGGAAUCAACUGCACGCCACCUAGAUUUAUUCAUGAUCUGAUUUUAGCAAUUAAGAAGGUCACUACCAAACCCAUAGUUAUAUAUCCCAAUAGUGGUGAGAGGUAUGAUGCUGAUCGGAAGGAAUGGGUGGAAAAUACAGGAGUCUCAGAUGAAGAUUUUGUCUCUUACGUAAACAAAUGGUGCGAGAUUGGGGCUUCACUUGUAGGAGGUUGUUGUAGAACUACUCCAAAUACUAUCAAAGCCAUAUACAGGGCACUUUCCGAUAGAUCCCCUGCAGCACCCGGGCAGAAAUAAAAAACAGCAACCUGAUUAUAUACGCAAACGGGAUGCCGAGCCGCUAUUUUCGUUCAUGAGGAGCAUGCAUCUUGUAUCAGUUUCGGGUUUCCCACUCUCUUGUUUCAUGAGUUAUAUUAUUUUGGUUCUAACUGUUGUUUCCUAAAGGUUAAAUGUAUUGGCCUGGCCAUUUGAAGGUGUUUGGUAUGCAUGUUAUAAAGUACUAGUACUCAGUAAUCUGGAAAUUUUAUUAGUAGGAAUCUGAUUUUCAUAUUUGGUA